CGGACUCUUCCUCCAGCUGCCGCGCCGUUGCAGAAGCAAACACCUCCUCUUUUCCUCGUCGAGACUUUUCAGCGCCCAGUAAACCACCAUGUUCAGGAACAAUUACGACAACGAUUCCGUCACCUUCUCGCCGCAAGGCCGAAUCUUCCAGAUCGAAUAUGCCGGCGAGGCCGUAAAGCAAGGUUCAGUGGUCGUCGGAAUUGUCAGCAAAACACACGUCGGCUUGUUCGCCGUCAAGCGAAACGCAGAGGAACUGUCGUCGUACCAGAAGAAGCUUUUCGAGAUUGACGAGCACACCGCCAUUGCCAUUGCCGGCCUCACAUCAGAUGCUCGCGUCCUGUCCAACUUUAUGAAGCAACAAUGCCUGGGCCACCGCCUCACCUACGGCCGCCCGAUGCCCAUACACACGCUGGUUGGCCAGAUUGGUGAGAAGGCACAGAUCAACACCCAGGUCUACGGCAAGAGGCCGUACGGCGUUGGGCUGUUGGUUGCUGGCGUCGACGAAAAUGGCCCCCACCUGUUCGAGUUCCAGCCAUCGGGCAUGACGGAAGAGAUGGUUGCAUUUGCCAUUGGCGCACGAAGCCAAAUGGCCAGAACAUAUCUGGAGCGGAACAUAGACUCGUUUGCCAAUUGCUCAAAGGAGGAGCUGGUCAAGCACGGAUUAAGGGCGCUCAAGGAGAGCUUGGUACAGGACAAGGAGCUGACGGUCGAGAACACAUCUGUGGGAUUGGUGGGCCUGAAAGAGGGACCCAACGGCCGACCGAAUGUCGAGCCUUUCAAACUAUAUGACGGCUUCGAGACCAAGGAGUGGAUUGAGAGCGUCAAGGAAAGCCAAGGAGGUGAGGGCGAGGGUGAGGGCGAGACUACGGCCGCGGGCGAGGGCGAUGGCAUGGAGGUUGACAGCUAGACGACAUAUGGAGUUUGAAGAAGCCGUGAGGAAGGAUUUAGAUCAUGCAUCACUGGAGGCUGCUCGAACAGCCCGAAUUGUGAAGCUUGCUACGAACGAAGUAAUAAAAAAAGAAGAUACCUAAUCAUGACAUUACUCCCGUCCCAUGACGUAACUAAAACCUGUCUAUGGAUAUAUAUAUGUCUUUGAUGGAAAACCCUCUCUAUACUGUACAUCAUAACCAGGCAUUACACAUGAUAGCCGUUGGAAAAGGCGCCAAAUAAACAAAACAAAAACAAAACGUAGAACAGAGUGGAGUGGGAAAAAAGAAAAUGACACAGCAAAGAAAAAAAAAAAAAGAGACCCGAGUCCUAGCAAGCUCGUGAACAAAAAAGGUGCUUGCUGCAACUUGGAAUCAUGCGAAUAACAUUUGCCACUCUGUUUCUUUGGCCUUUUUUAUCUUUUCAAAACACACCCGUUUAUUGCGAUCCCCAUUCCAGCUUGAAAGUGCCCUCGCUGACCUGGUAGUUCAUCAGCGCCAAGAUGGCGUCCUCGGCGGUCGUCGCCGUCACGAGAAUGUCCUUGUUGGGCAGCUUGACGAAGCCCUGCUCGACAGCCUUGUCGACCCACUGGACGAUGCCGUCCCAGUAGCCGUUGAUGUUGAGCAGGCAGAUGCCGCGCUUGUGGAUGCCCAGCUGGUUCCAGGUGACCGUCUCAAAGAGCUCCUCGACGGUGCCGUAGCCGCCGCUGAGGGCGAGGAAGCCGCUGCCCGGCCCGCCGGCGAAGACCUCCUCGGCCAUGAGCUUCUUGCGCGUGUGCAUGUCCUUGACGACGGUGGUGCGGCCGUAGGUGCUCUCGGUGGGCACGUACUGGUUGUUCACGUUGAUGGUCUGGUAGGUGUUGUUGCGCUCGUACUUGACAAGGGCCUCGGGGAUGAUGCCGUGCACGGCCUCGGGGCCCUUGAGCUCGCAGAGGGUUUUGGCGACUUCGCCCAUGAGGCCGACGGUGCCGCCGCCGUAGACGAGAUCAAUGUCGUUCUCAGCCAUUACUCUGGCGAGCUCGCGGGCUGUUUCCAUGUGCUCGGCGUCGUUGCCGCCGCUUGAGCCACAGUAUACGCAAAUCUUGGUGCGAGGCGUGCCAUUGGCGUGGCCGUUGGAAGAGCCGUUGGAAGAGCCGUUCUGGCCAGUUGUGAUGGAAUCAGCAGUCAUGGUGGGGGUUGUGAUGGAUGGUUUGCCGUGGGUUGAAGGAAAUAGACAGGAGGCGAAAAAGGCUUUGUAAUGUUGUCGUCCGAUAUAGAAGAGAGAAAGUUGAAACUAUAUGGUCCGAGGGCCUCUUAGAUGGCGAGUUAUAAGCCACAGACAAAGUCUCAGGCAAAGGAAUGGUAGAUGGGGUAUGGUUUUAGAAGAAGAAUGAUUUGAGCCAAAUGGCAAAAGAGCGAAGCUUCCAAGAAUGUAUCCCGUUGCAAGGCAACUCCAAAAUCUCUCAGUCUCGUUCGAAAGAAUAGAAACAAGAAGAACGAAGAGAU
This is a messenger RNA of Trichoderma atroviride IMI 206040, 2411 nucleotides long. RefSeq lists its product as uncharacterized. Gene Ontology annotation, biological process: proteasomal protein catabolic process; ubiquitin-dependent protein catabolic process. The record is from RefSeq and is a predicted model, not a curated record. NCBI's taxonomy places the organism in Eukaryota, Fungi, Ascomycota, Sordariomycetes, Hypocreales, Hypocreaceae. Gene Ontology annotation, cellular component: nucleus; proteasome core complex; proteasome core complex, alpha-subunit complex.